Messenger RNA from Cannabis sativa, 1382 nucleotides. RefSeq lists its product as uncharacterized. The record is from RefSeq and is a predicted model, not a curated record. The coding region runs from base 288 to 1238 and encodes 316 amino acids. The transcript is spliced from 3 exons. Gene Ontology annotation, molecular function: hydrolase activity. NCBI's taxonomy places the organism in Eukaryota, Viridiplantae, Streptophyta, Magnoliopsida, Rosales, Cannabaceae.
UGUUGAUUGUGAAUUGAUGUUUCUCCUGAAUUGAGUCAUGUAAUCGCUAUGAAUUUUCUUUAAUAAAGAUGAAAAAAAAAAAAACUUAAAUAAUAAUAAUUACAAAUCUGAUUCAAAUCUAAUAUACAGCUAUGCAUACAUAAGAAAUGUAUUUAUAUUAUUCAUAACAAAUAAUAAAAUAAGAAAAAAACGACAUGGUUUUGUCUCAUAGGAUCUGCUUAUGCACUUAGAAACAUUGCUUAUUAGUUUGAACAUAAGAGAAGAACUUAUUUUCAUCACACUCACUCAUGGAGGGCAUACAGCACAGGACAGUGAAAGCUAAUGGAAUAAAUAUCCACGUAGCGGAGAAAGGUCAAGGCCCACUCAUCCUCUUCUUGCACGGCUUCCCCGAGCUAUGGUACACCUGGCGACACCAGAUCCUUGCUCUAGCUUCCCUUGGCUACCGAGCCAUCGCCCCUGACCUCCGUGGCUACGGCGAUUCAGACGCCCCCGAAUCUCCCGCCAACUACACCUGCCUUCAUAUCGUCGGCGAUCUCAUCGGCCUUCUCGACGCCAUAGCCGCCGAUGAGGACAAGGUUUUCGUUGUAGGUCACGACUGGGGCGCCGUAAUCGCCUGGUACCUUUGCCUCUUUCGCCCUGAUCGAGUCAAAGCUUUGGUCAAUAUGAGCGCGCCCUUUAAUCCCAGGAACCCUAGGAGAAAACCCCUCAGUGCCAUGAGAGCUGUCUGUGGCCACGAUUAUUACAUAUGCAGAUUUCAGGAGAGUGGAAUCAUAGAAGAAGAGUUUGCCCAAAUUGGUACUGAGAAAGUGUUGAAGGAAAUUCUAACGUAUCGAACUCCAGGCCCAUUAUUUUGGCCCAAAGGAAAAGCCUUAGAAUCACCACCGAUUGCUUUGCCUUCUUGGUUAUCAGAAGAAGAUUUUAACUAUUAUGUCACCAAAUAUGACAAGACUGGUUUCACUGGAGGGCUAAACUAUUAUCGAAACAUUGAUCGAAAUUGGGAACUGGUGGCGCCAUGGACAGGGACACAGAUAAAAGUUCCAGUGAAGUUUAUAGUAGGUGAGUUGGACCUGGUUUACAAUUCCUUUAAUGCAAAGGAUUACAUACACAAUGGUGGGUUCAAGAAAGAUGUGCCUUUUCUGCAAGAGCUGAUAAUAAUGGAAGGUGUUGGUCAUUUCAUCAAUGAGGAAAGGCCAAAUGAGAUUACCACACAUAUUUAUGACUUCUUCAAGAAGUUUUGAUUACACAUUUUUAUUUGUUUUUGUAUUCUCAUUGAGUAAUAAACAUUGAUUUUAUGGUUAUUAUGAUUGUAAAUAAGGUUAAAUGGAAGUGAUUGUGUUCUUCUUAAUGAAAAUUUUGACCAUAUGGAUGGAAUUUACAGACAA